AUGACAACACAUGCAACAACACCGCUUGAUAUUCAUUCUCCUCAUCAUACAUUAUAUAGCAAUCGAAUUUAUGCUCGUACGACAACAACAGCAACGGCAGCAGCACGUUCAUCACUUGUAAAUCGACCAUUUCAUUCAUAUUUAAAAACAUUCCCACCCAUAAAUAUAUGUGAAAAUCUUUUAUAUGAUGUAACUAUAGCUGGUGACGUUGGAUCAGCUACAUCAUCAUCGUAUAUUAAUAGUAGCGAACAUUAUGAUAAUACAUUUGCAAAUACUUAUGAUAAUCCAAUUCAGUAUUUUGAAAAGUAUCCUUCAAAAUCAAUUGAUAUUGUUAAAGGAAGUUUAAAUGAACUUCCACAUUCUAAUGAGAAUUUUUAUGAUCAUGCUAAAGACGAUCAUGAUGAUGAAAAUUGUUCAACAACUACUACUCGUAGUACAUCACCUGUUCUUUUUUAUUUGGAAAAUAAAAACUUAGCCAUAUGUGCAUGUAUUAUUUCACUUCUUUUAUUAUUACUUAUUGGUCUAGGAAUUUUUUUAUUAAAUAAACUUAUUCGUCCUGUUAUUAUUAAUACUACAGUAAAUAAUCAUUAUGGUAUAAUGAAUAUGUCGAAUACAACAACAACAACAACAGUGAUUUCAUCUCGUUCAACGACUUCUAAACCACUUGUAAUGUUAUUAAGACGAUCAUCAACUGAUAUUUUAACAACAACGACUAGUACAUUGAUAAGAAAUGAAUUUGAAUUUUCCUGUCCGCCGAAUCGUUGGGGAAGGACAUGCGAGAAUCUAUGUAAACCAUGUGGUCUCGGUGUAUGUCAUCGGAUUACAGGCAAUUGUAUUUGUCCAGAAGAUAUGUAUGGGGAAUUCUGUGAUUUAUGGAAAGUUAAUGAUAAACCAAAACGUGGCGAUAUGAUGAGUUGA
Molecule: messenger RNA, 918 nt
Organism: Rotaria sp. Silwood2
Lineage: Eukaryota; Metazoa; Rotifera; Eurotatoria; Philodinida; Philodinidae
Source: the annotation of a GenBank genome assembly